Molecule: messenger RNA, 390 nt
Organism: Prorocentrum cordatum
Lineage: Eukaryota; Dinophyceae; Prorocentrales; Prorocentraceae
Source: the annotation of a GenBank genome assembly
AUGCUGUGCGAGGCGCCCGUGAGGGUCACCUUCGGGGUGAACCGGUGGCUCCACGGGCUUGUUCUAGAUCUCAUGCCGGGGCAGACGAUCAAGGUGUACAACCACGAGUUCCUGAUCAUCGACAUGGACGAGUACACCAAGAAGCGCGUCGCCGAGCCCGACAUGCCCAACUUUGCGUUCGACCUCGAGGCGGUGCUGCACAAGCUGCGCUCCUCGCUGCUGCAGUCCCACCCGCAGGUGCGCGACAUCUUCAGGCGCCUCGACACGGACCACGACGGCGUCCUGACUUUCAGCGAGUUCAAGAAGGCGCUCCAGAAGUUCAACAUGAUGCUCACCGACCCGGAGAUCGAGCAGGUGAUGCGGCACUUCGACCACGACAAGAACGGGCAG